Messenger RNA from Thlaspi arvense, 762 nucleotides. Lineage: Eukaryota; Viridiplantae; Streptophyta; Magnoliopsida; Brassicales; Brassicaceae. The record is from the annotation of a GenBank genome assembly.
AUGGGGAUAUCUGGGGCACGCAAGUUACUCUUGGUCCUCGUGAUCACUGCAUGUGUCUUCUCCGGGAGUGCUGAGGCAUGGAGCUGGAGUUGGGGCUCUGGCCAGUCCGGUUCGAACUGGGGCUGGGGAUGGGGCUCCGACAGCUCUGGCGGUUCUUCUGGCUCAGGUUCAGGUGCUUCAGGCUCAAACUCGGGUGGUUCGAGCUGGGGUUUCGGUUGGAGCUCGAACGGAACCGAUACAAACUGGGGUUGGGGAAGCAGCUCCGGCUCACACCACUCAAGCGGCACUGGCUCUACAAACAACAGCCACCACAACCACACGUCCCCAUCAAACCACUCAAGCGGUACAAGCCACCACAACCACACGGCUCCAGUAUCGUCUAGAAGAAAGAUUGAGGUCACCGUGUGGAAAAACGGAUUCGAUUACCAAGCAUGGGCUUCAAAGCAUGCGCCUUUCUACGUCGGCGAUGUACUUGUUGUCGAGUUCAAGAAUAAUGAUCAAACCCAAUCCAAGGCGAAGCACAGCAACAAGAACGAUGUCUACUUGCUCCCAGACUUGAGGAGCUACAAGAGAUGCGAUGUGGGCAGAGGCAAGAAGCUAGUCGCAAGAGGAGGCUCAUCAUCAUCAUCAUUAGGGUUCAAGCUGCUUCUCCGUAAGAGUCAGACUUACUACUUCACCAGUGGUGACCAAAACGGCUGCAACCACAACAUGAAGUUCUCUCUCUCCCCGAUCCCCCGCUCUUCUCCACACACUAAACCCUAA